Cryptosporidium muris RN66 is the source of this 957-nucleotide messenger RNA. RefSeq lists its product as uncharacterized. The record is from RefSeq and is a predicted model, not a curated record. Bases 1 to 957 code for a protein of 318 amino acids. The transcript has a single exon. Lineage: Eukaryota; Apicomplexa; Conoidasida; Eucoccidiorida; Cryptosporidiidae.
AUGCAGGCCCAAGUACAAGCACAAGCACAAGCACAAGCACAAGCACAAGCACAGCAAAUAGGUUUAGGUGAAGGAGUUACAGCAACAUGGGUUGAUCCACCAAAUAGUUCUGGUAUGGUUAAUCAGUGUCAACCUCAAUAUACUUCUGGAUAUUACCGUUUAGAAGUAGAUCAAGCACCAUUAAUAACAGUACCAGUUGUACAAGAGAUCCAAAGAAGAGAUAAAAUUAUUGAAGUACCACAAACUAUCAUAAAAGAUAAAAUUUUACCAAAAAUAUAUCAUCAAGAAGUUAUACAUGAAGUGCCAAAAUUAGAAGUUGAAGUACUUGAAAAAGAAGUUGAAGUACCUAAUGUAACUGUUGUUGAAAAAGUUGUAGAUCUGGAACAUAUUGUGGGUUUUAACCCAAAAUAUAUUCCUACAUGGGAAGUUCGUGAAGUUCCUAAAUUAGUACCAAAAUUUGUUGGAGAACAAAAAGUCUUGUAUAUUGAAAUUUCACAAAUACAGUAUAUUGAUAAAGUUACUGAAAAAGAAGUUGUUGUUGAUGUUGUUGAUAAAGUUGUACCAAAAGUUGUUGAAAUAGAGGAACCAAUUGAAGUUAUCCGAUAUAAAUGGAAGGAAAUAUAUGAUGAUAUUCCAGUUAUUAAGUAUGUACCUAAAUUUGAUGUUGAAGUUGUAUGUCCAGCACCAGUUAUUGUACCUUAUGUACAACCAGAAAUCAAAGAUUUACCACCAGUUAAAGUUACAGUUGGUCCAGAUGGUAGAGAAAUUAAUAUGGGAAAACAAGAUUUAUUGCAAUGUUCACCACCCUUUUCAAGUUCUCAAAUACAGCCUCAGGCUAUUCAAUCUCCAUUCCCAUUACCUGAAGGUAGUCAACCAAUAGAGCAGAAACUACCACAAUUUAUGAAAGGUAAUAUUCCAGUUAAUGUAAGGAUGAUGCCACCUCAUCAAAAUAACUAG